Monascus purpureus is the source of this 825-nucleotide messenger RNA. Lineage: Eukaryota; Fungi; Ascomycota; Eurotiomycetes; Eurotiales; Aspergillaceae. The record is from the annotation of a GenBank genome assembly.
CCUCAACAACGGUUAUGAAUCAACCUGAACCGACUCUUUGUAUUCUUUCCUCUCAGACUCUUACCACUGUCGUACAGACAGAUCACGAUCGUCAGCUGCUGUGUCUAACUAGUAACAACAACAAACCAUAACCAUGUCUGGAUUCCCCUCUCUGCAGCCGGCCUUUACUGUCCAGGUCGCCAUCGAUGCUCCCUUCGCGGUUGGCAGUGCUUCCCGGGGCACAAGCUUGCAGGUUGUCCCUAUGACCGGGGGCACUCUCAAGACCGCUCCUGGCUAUUCCCUUAACAUCGACUCGGAAUUCGUGGGAGUCGGCAACGACUAUAUCAAAGCAGAUGGAGAUGGCGAGCACGUCCGCUUGAAUGCUCAUGGGGUUCUCAAGACCCAUGACGGAGCGCUGCUCUACCUUAGCUACACUGGUGUUGUCGCUCUGGGACCGGCUGAAAAGGCCGUCUUUAGCGGCACUGCCGAAAAUGGUGCAACUGCCUAUGGCAAUUCCUUCACCCAUUUCGUCUUCGAGACUGGCGAUCAACGAUACAAGGCGCUCGAGAAUAGCGUCUUCGUUGGGCAGGGGCACUUCAUCACUGAGAAGGGCAAGCCGACUAUUGUUGAGUACACGGUUAGCCAGGUCAUCAAGGGUUGAUAUGUCUCAUUUCAAAGAUUGGCUAGCUUAAAUAUACAUAUAUCAAAGAAAGCAAAGCACCACUGCUCAUUGCAAGAAACACAGUACGAUUACUUAAAAGAACCAUGCAACUCUUAAUUAAAGGCACAUAAAUCAUACUCAUGUUAAAGCCUACCCCAACAACGGCCUUCUCUCCCCAUCAUUCU